GGGUGGGAAGUGACUCUCGGUGCUUCUCUGGGCUCAGCAGCAAUUGAAGGCGUUUGAGCAGAGCUGUGUGUGGCUGUGCUGAACGCCUGUGGCCCCAUUCCAGCUUUUUCCUGCUCUGCCUUGCACCCUGCCCCAGCGGGCUGCCGUGUUUACUCUCUGCUCUGUGGUAAAUGGAUGUCACUUCCUUCAUUAAAAUGCUGGUGCCUGGCCAGGUUCCCUUCCUUUGGGCUCGCACGCUCGGAGCAGCGGCGCUGCCGAAUCCAGCUGUGUGCCACGCUCCGGGAUCUGCUCCUGCCUGCCUCGUUGGGAUCUGCUGAGCCUGCCCGGCUUCUGAGCCCACACACACGGAGGCUUUUGGAGGCUUCUCUGGGUGGAGAAGCGCAGGUGGAGCAGGGGCUGGAGAUGGGUUAUUGCUGGGGGGCGCAGGCUGCGCUUCCAGCCAGGGACUGCGCGCAGCCCGUGGGGAAGGUGUAGGCAGCGCUGGGAAUGGGGUGCCAGUGCCAGCCUGCCCUGGCCAGCCUCUGGACAUGAGCAUGUGGGUGCUGUUCAAGGGCAUCCCCUGAUGUGCCUGGCAGUACAGACACUCGUGGAUGCACAGGAUCACAGCCAAAGGGACACAGAAAUCCUGGACACUGUUCUGAGCCCUCGGUGCGGACUGACCUGAGCUCUGUCGCUGACCAGGGGCUCACCUGAAGAGUCUCAAACUGACAUCAAAGUUGCUGAUCAGACUGGUACGAUGUGGGCGAGCUGCUGUAACUGGUUCUGUGUGGAUGGCUCCCCUGAGGAGAUGCAGCCGCCGCCGGCAGCGCCCGCCCAGGCCUACUCCAACCCCGGCUACAGCUCCUUCCCCUCUCCCACUGCCUCCGAGCACAGCUGCAAAGCCUGUGGGGUGCACUUCGACAGCUCCUCCAGCAAGCACAUCUGCUUGGACUGUAAGAAGAACUUUUGCACGUCCUGCUCAAACCAGGCCGAGGGUGGGCCCCUGCUCUGCCACCUGUGCCAUCGCUUCCGAGCCACGGCUUUUCAGCGGGAGGAGCUGAUCAAGAUGAAGGUGAAGGAUCUGCGGGAUUACUUGGCACUCCAUGAGAUUUCCACAGAGUUCUGUCGGGAAAAGGAGGACCUGGUAUUCCUGAUCCUUGGCCAGCAGCCUGCAAUUACCCAGGAAAAUCAGAUAAGAACAAACACAUUUAAUACCAGUGCCCGUGGACAGCAAGACUUUGUGAGUCACCCCCCAACCAACCUGGCCUCUCCUACCUCACACGAUGAGUCCUCAGUGUCUGCAGAUCCCAUCUCAAGUUCAGAAGCUCAGGAACACCAACAGGCCAAUGGUCAUGUGCCUCCGAGCCCAGCCUAUGGAACAGCAGCUGAGAAUGCAGCAGAAGCAGCAGCAGCAGAGGACGAGACACAGUCCAGUGACUCUGAGGAUAACCUGGUGCUGGGCAGGAAGGCCUCCCUGUCUGACCUGACGAGCAUCGGGGACAUCAACGCGCUCUCCGUGCGACAGCUCAAGGAAAUCCUCGCCCGCAACUUCGUCAACUACAAAGGCUGCUGUGAGAAGUGGGAGCUGCUGGAGAGGGUCACUCGUCUCUACAGAGAGAAGGACCUUCAACAUCUAGUUUUGGACACUGAUGAUCAAACUGGUGCUGCUGGGCCCCCCAGCACCGAGGACAACCUGUGCAGGAUCUGCAUGGACGCUCCCACGGACUGUGUGCUGCUGGAGUGCGGGCACAUGGUGACGUGCACCAAGUGCGGGAAGCGCAUGAGCGAGUGCCCCAUCUGCCGCCAGUACGUCAUCAGGGCCGUGCACGUCUUCAGGACCUAGA
Molecule: messenger RNA, 1823 nt
Organism: Sturnus vulgaris (Common starling)
Lineage: Eukaryota; Metazoa; Chordata; Aves; Passeriformes; Sturnidae
Gene: RFFL
Product: ring finger and FYVE like domain containing E3 ubiquitin protein ligase
Biological process (GO): proteasome-mediated ubiquitin-dependent protein catabolic process; protein K48-linked ubiquitination; negative regulation of extrinsic apoptotic signaling pathway via death domain receptors
Cellular component (GO): cytoplasm; plasma membrane
Molecular function (GO): ubiquitin protein ligase activity
Source: RefSeq, a predicted model, not a curated record